Formica exsecta is the source of this 6303-nucleotide messenger RNA. RefSeq lists its product as uncharacterized. Gene Ontology annotation, molecular function: actin binding. Gene Ontology annotation, biological process: cellular component organization. Bases 305 to 5686 code for a protein of 1793 amino acids. The transcript has 26 exons. NCBI's taxonomy places the organism in Eukaryota, Metazoa, Arthropoda, Insecta, Hymenoptera, Formicidae. The record is from RefSeq and is a predicted model, not a curated record.
AUCGCGCGUGGGGGGAGCGAUCGAAGUCGGGGGUCGGAGGCCGAUUAAAUGAUCACGGAGGGGGAUCUAUCGCGCACGCGCGCGAGACGAAUCGCGCGUGCGAUCACGUCGUUGCGGGCACCUGAAACGCAGUUUCCGCGAAUCGCUGCUCGGAGAAAAAAGUGCGUGCGCGCGUGCCGCUUCGAUCGCUUGGGAUGUCAGGAUAAGCCAUCGGUGCGCCAUCGAUCCAGGAGUCGUCGCGCUGGUCCGAUGAGAAGACGACGCAGAUACUGGAAGCCCAGCAUCCGCAGAUGCAGCCAGCAUCAUGGAUUCCCACGUCGGACUCGACUACAUCGUGGAUAAUCCUGAUUAUUGCGUCAAGCUCGCCUCAGCGCUGGAAACGGCGUGUCCGUCCGUGAAGAAGCGAGUCGUGGAGCUACUGUCGGCGCUGUGCGUUUAUAGUCAGGAUGGCAGGCAGAGAGCCAUCGACACCCUUCACAUAUAUCAGGAACGGAAGGGCGAGCGUUAUCGAUUGCGAGUCGUGGUCGACGAGCUGCAGAAAGCGACGGCGGAGGAUUACCAGACGUCAUUGCUGGCGUUUAUAAAUUGUUUGGUCAUCUCGACGCCGGUGCUCAAGGAUCGCAUACGUAUUCGUAACGAGUUUAUCGGUCUCAAGCUCUUGCCGAUCCUGAACGAGCUGCGGAAGAGCCACGCGCCGGACGUGAGGGUGCAGCUGAACGCCUUCGAAGAUCAACGGGAGACGGACGAGGAGCUCGCCAAUCACGGACCGCCCGGGAUCGAUCUCUCCUCUCACGUGGACGUCUUUUACGCCAUCCUCGGCCAAGUUGCAGACACUCCGCAGGAGAUACCCUUUCUGAGUGUCCUGCAGCAUCUGUUGCGAUUGGAUCCGAAAGACGCCGCCAGUGAUCUGGCGUGGGACACCGCCGAAACCCUGGUGCAUCGAGCCACGUUGCUUGAGAGUCGCGAGGAUGCCACCAAAUUGCUGAGAUCGCCCAGUCUUCAAACGAAUCUAUGCUGUCACUGCCGCGGCGCCGAUCAGACGUGCGGAACGUCGCGGAAAGCGUCGCUGCCGGCGAACAACGGUUCGACGGGACCCCUGUCACCGCCGCCGCCCCCGCCACCCCCGAUUCCGGCGGCACCCGGUCCACAAUCGAGUGGGAGCGGUUUCGUUCUGCCACCCCCGCCACCACCGCCGUUCUUCGUCAACGUCGUCAACGUCGCCGACGCGCCGAUGGAGCCGCCGAUGCCGCCACCCUUACGCGUGCUCCCUGUCGCGCGCGCGCUCACCCCCGAGCCACCCAGUACUCACGCCAGGCUGCUGCCGCAGCAGGAGAUUCCCGUCCCCAGGACAAAGAUGAAGACCAUCAACUGGAACAAGAUACCCAAUCAUAAGGUGAUCGGCAAACGGAACAUUUGGUCCCUUGUGGCAAACGAGCAUCAGAAUUCGCCGAUGGCGGACUUGGACUGGGCUGAAAUGGAGGGCCUCUUCUGUCAACAAGUACCGCCAUUGAUGCCACCGGCGACCUGCUCAUCCUCGUGCGGCACCGGCGUCGAUGUCGAACGACGCCGUCGAGAACCGACGGAGAUUGCGUUACUCGACGGGAAAAGGAGCUUGAACGUCAACAUCUUCCUCAAGCAAUUCCGAAGUUCGAACGAGGAUAUAAUUCAGCUGAUCAAGGAGGGCGGCCAUGAUGACAUCGGCGCGGAAAAACUGCGUGGACUUUUGAAGAUACUGCCGGAAGUGGACGAGCUCGAGAUGCUCAAGAGCUUCGAUGGCGACAAGUCGAAGCUGGGUAAUGCCGAGAAGUUCUUCCUGCAGCUUAUUCAAGUGCCAAAUUAUAAGUUGCGCAUCGAGUGCAUGCUGCUGAAGGAAGAAUUCGCCGCGAAUAUGAGCUACCUGGAGCCAAGCAUCAAUUCGAUGAUCCUCGCAGGCGAGGAUCUCAUGACAAACAAGCCACUGCAGGAGGUGCUGUACAUGGUUUUGGUCGCUGGAAAUUUCCUCAACUCUGGCGGUUACGCUGGCAAUGCGGCAGGCGUAAAGCUUUCCUCGUUGCAAAAGCUAACGGAAAUUCGUGCGAACAAGCCGGGGAUGAAUCUGAUACAUUACGUAGCAUUGCAAGCCGAGAGAAAACGGAAGGAUCUGCUAAGUUUCACAAAAAACAUGACUGCCUUAGAAGCGGCGACGAAAACGACAAUCGAACAACUUGCCAAUGAAUUUAACACUUUGGACACGAAGAUUAAAAAGAUCAAAGGUCAAAUUCAGCUCUCAUCGACCGAAAGAGAUAUACAGGAACAAAUGGCACAGUUUCUUCAGAUGGCCGAGCAAGAAAUGGCGCAGUUGAAGAGGGACAUGGAGGAACUCGAGGGAGUAAGACGAUCGCUCGCGGAAUUCUUUUGCGAGGACACGAGCGCGUUCAAGAUCGAGGAGUGCUUUAAGAUAUUCCAUCAAUUUUGCCAAAAGUUCAAUCAGGCGAUCGCGGAGAACGAGAGGCGGCGGAUUCAAGAGGAGCAGGUCCUGGCGCGUCGCAAGCAACGCGAGGAACAGCUGUUGGCGAGAAAACGACUGCUGAGCAAUCAAGCGGAGACCCCAGGCUCGGAAUCCGAGUCUAACUUGAUGGACUAUGGGCUAUUCGAUCUUCACACCGGUUUACCUCAGAGAAGUUACAGCCGCGGCGAGGCCAAGGUGAGAAGAUUGCAGAAUGGCGGCGUUACAUCGGACGAGGAUGUCUCCAUCGUUGGAUCACCCAACAUCCGACGUCGUUUAGGAUCCUGCUCAGGCGGUCCCGAUCAACAAUCUACCAAAGAGGACACGUACUCGCCAGAUAUCACACCUAAUGGCACGCUUCGUCGGCGCAGGAGCAGGAUACCCUGCGAGGAUGACGACGGGAAUCUAAUGGACUUUUUGCGAACGUCCGGACAGGACAAUACGCGGGAGAGAAAAUCGUGGGGAAGUUUAGAUCGAUCGUGGGCGCGAAGAGCUCGCGGACAAUCGCGAAGAGGGGACCUUUUGAACGCCGAUUUCUCGGGAGAUCGGGAACGGCCGAGCUCGCCGUCUCCCCUCGCGGAGAGCAAGCCGUUCUUGCAGGAGGAGGAAGCGAAGCCGACCGGGAAAGCCUGGCGACAGAAGAUCGAGGCGUGGUUAUCGGAGAACGAGAAGGAGGAUCGUGCGGGCGAGCAGCUUCAGAGAAAAGCGAAGCAAUUGCACCAGGCGAACCGACGGUCCUUCGAAGACUCGGAAAGCGAAGGCAAAAGCGUGAUGAACACUUCGACGGAAGAUCGAUCCGUGCACGAAGGAGGAUUCUCUGAAGUAUACGAUUGGCGACCGUCCGUCGAGAAAACGGACGUAAUGCGCACGAUGGAGGCCAUUGAAGAAGCUCAACCGCUCUCGUCGCAGGACAAGUCUCCUUGGCGAAAGUCGAGCUUAAACGUACCAAGUAGUAUGGAAGAAACUGAUCCACGUUAUUCCCGUAGACUUAGGUCGAGACACAAUACGGAGAACGCUCUUGUCCCGAGUACACUGCAGGCGAUCAGAGAAGAGGACAGGAAGAAGAACAAGAUCAGCGAUACUCUGAAUACAGACACCCAAGACGAGUUGACGAUCUAUCUUCGGCAACCUUACACCGGAUCGCAAGCUCCUGCAACCCGGCGCUUCUCGAAGCUGGGCAAGAGAAGCGCAGAUGAGGAACGAAUCAGUGAUAAGAUCGAGAUUGAUUCGGAUAAUAUCGAGACGCCACCGGCGACCAGGCGACUGUUUAGUCCUCCGAAGGAGGUGAAACCCGUGGAGAAGGAGCCAUGCAAAAGAGAACGUUGCAACAGCUCCCUACAGAGUCGAGAAAUGAAGUCUGCCAUCAUGAAACCCAUCAGCGCGGAUCUCGGUACCGGCAACUUUGACAGGUAUUCAGCGACGCGACGUACCCGUAGAUAUAAGAAGACUCAGGAUCCCGUAAGUGACAAGGAUAUGUCAAGUCCCGAGUUGGUCUGCGACGAGAAACCGGCGGUGCAGCGGCCCAGCACCCUCGCCCUGGCCGACGAGGGUACGCGUGAGGACGAGGAUGCUAUGCUGCGCAUCUGGCAGGACAAGCUGAAGCGGCGCGACAUCAUUGCCUCGUCAUCGUCACGCGACAUCGACGCCGCGUUGGCGGAGAUCGCGCGCUCCGGCGAGGAUCUGCAGCGUCUAUCGACGACGACGACGACGACGGAGACGACAACAACGACGACGAGCCACAGAAACUCGAGAUUGCCGAUCAGCCAGCCACCGCCAGUGGUGGCGGUGACCAACACCGUGUUGAGCCCGGUGAUGCAAGAGUCGCGACCGCGCGAACCCGUCACUGUACUUAUCGAACGAGCGGUAACGAGUCGCGAGCGUCAUCGGAGUAUGAUUGAUCCGAGUCAGGUGAAGGAGGCCGUUCGUUUGACCAGCAAUCCGCCUAGCCAGGUAAACCAGGAGCAGGAAGCAUCGAGCAGGAGCUUCCGAAGCGAGAGCUCGCUUCACGAGCGAGACGACGCGUCCAGAAUCAUGGAAGACGAGAAGCGCACAGGAGACCCGAGGAACGUCGCAGAAAACCUCGAGAAGGACAUCCGAUCCGCGAACGAUCCUGGCGAUCGAUCGCUGAUGACGCGACAGAACUCCAUGUUCCGCAGUAGAUUCAUCCCCGAUAUAAACGUGACGUCGUCGCCACCGUCAUCCGGCAAAGUCACCCGAGAUCAGGAGCUGAACGACGAAGGUUUCGAAGAGACGCAGAGCCUCGUUUCGGAGACCCUGAGCCAGGAGACGUCCUCGGGCAAUUACGAGACGGACACGCACGACUCGACGCGAUGCUCACCAGCGGAGCUGAGCUACGGCGGAGAACAGCGCCGACGUAGCAUCACGAUGACGAUGGACGACGACGACUUGCACGACCGCGGCAAUAGAAGAUCCUUGUCCGUCGACAAGUUAUCGAAACCGACGUCGGGCAAGGUUUUCAGCAAGAAAGAGACCGCAAGAAAUGCGUCGGAAAAAUCAAGUUUCCUGCCAACACGUGCUGCGGGCGUGAAGCGUGAGUCCACGUUAAGGAAGACCGAGUCCCUGAAGAAGCCUUCGAACGUCGCUCUAUCUUUGUCGGGUAAUCCAGGAGCUCUGUCAAAAAACGAAGUGCAACGUUCCGGUUCCAGGAGCAGCCUGCGCAGCUCGCGAAGCUCCCUGAACAGCGCGACGUCCGUGAAUACGGUACGUAAUCUGGCCGCGAAUCACGCGCAUCUGCGUAACUACACCUCGGCCAUCCGUGCGCUCACCAACGACCUGAGGAAGAGCAGCCCGUCGAGCAGUCCGCUACCGCCGAAGAACGUCGUCGAUAAGAGACGGCCGAGUCCUCGUCAGGUUGGCGUCAGCAGGAUACCCGCCAGCAGAAGCAGCAGCAGCGGCAGCAGCGUCGGACCGACAGCGAGAAGCCUUCGAAAGACAGCGGAGAUAACGCCUGACAUACCAAAGGUCACGAGGGGUCGACCCAUCACCUCGCGUAGCAGCAGCAGCGGUAGCAGCAUCGGUCAACAAUCGAUCAUAGGAAAUCGAUCUGCCAGUACGAGGAGUAAAUUGAUCCAACCGCGAACCGAGUCGAAGAGUCACAGCUUCAUGCGACCUACAGCUGCCAGUGUCAACAAGGGUUCUAUACAGAACCUUCCGAAGAGUAUCAAGGCUAUGGUCAAAUGAUGUCUCUCUUCGACGAGAAAAUGAACCGUAUCUGUAACAUUGCCGAAAGAAUUUAGAGAAAGUCUAUUCGCUUAACAAUUACAAUUAGAAAAGUAACAAAUCAAGCAGCGUUAUAUAAAAUCAGCGAAUGUUUGACAGCCAAACAGCUGAUCGACGGUACCGUUAACGUUAUUGUAGAAUACGGAGCCCGCAGGAUUAGAUAAUGAAGAUUAUUAUUAUUGUUCUCGCUUAUAUACUACGUCGUCACAGUGUUAAGUCAAAAUAAAUAAGAUUAUUAUAGUUUAUUACGCCACUACCACACCAAACAAUGCAAGUUUCUCGAUUCAAGAGAAAGAUAAUCAAAUCUAUUUCCAGCUUUAUCACGCGCGACUUAAGUUUUUUUAUGACCAAGGAAACUUUAAGGAACGCCCCGAUCUUUAUGUUUGACGCCAAAUUGCGGGAGUUUUCCUUUUAGUACCCUAGAAUAUAUUUAUAAAAUUAUGUGUAACAUAUUCGCGACUAAUGUAAUACAUAUGAUAUAUUGUAAUUCUCUCUUAUACACCGCGUUAACACAAAGAUAAAUAUUAUAUAUUGUAGAAUAUAAUGUGUGUCCGACACAAUAAAUUAACAGACAUUUA